Molecule: messenger RNA, 9966 nt
Organism: Monomorium pharaonis (pharaoh ant)
Lineage: Eukaryota; Metazoa; Arthropoda; Insecta; Hymenoptera; Formicidae
Product: trypsin-1
Exons: 7
Coding region: 8297-9154 (285 amino acids)
Biological process (GO): proteolysis
Molecular function (GO): serine-type endopeptidase activity
Source: RefSeq, a predicted model, not a curated record
CACUACCCGUUUAGGAGGAAUAAAAUAUCAAAGUUAGGCCUGUUUUUCGACCGUCUAGGUUGGUGUAACCCCUUAAUUUCUACGUCUCAUACACGUGCGUAUAGACAUGUAGGUGUACUCUGACGCGUUUGUUGAAAUAUAAACUUUGUUGUUGAAAUAUAUGCUUUGCAUAAUGUGUGCCCUUCCAUUUUGCAAAAAGUGACAUAUAUGUAAAGAAACCCAUUUAUUCUCAAAUUGUUGUCGCUCGCAAACAAAUGAAUUUCGUCAACGAGUUCAUCAAUCCUGUCAAAAAUGAAAAACGUAAAAAUGGAUGUGUCGCUUAGAAAUUCGAUGUCGUAAGGUAUCGGAUUGAAACUGAGUAGGAAAGUAGUUUACAGAGAGACGGGUAGCGCCGAUGUACUUUUGUUUUUAUGACGCCAUGAAGGCGAUAUCGAAAACGCCAGGCAUCCGACCGAUAUGUGUUAUUUGACUCCGCUGGUUCGCAUACUUAUUUGCACAGAAAAGCACAGAAAAACAGAUAUUAUAACUUUAACAGAAGUUAUAGAGCAUAACUUCAGAUAUUAUAAAAUUUAUUAAAUGGCAAACGAAGAUGAGAAUUAAAUACAACAGAUAAUAAUUCUGCCAUUUCAAAUAAUUAUAGUCAGAAACGCGCAUUUUACUGUAAGCUCCGAAAACGGUUUCUCGUAUUUCCUUCGGUAAACUUUGCAAUUUACUCCUCCGCUUAUGCUACGCUGUUCUCUUGGAUACUACAUAUAAUUAUUAAGAAUUACAGCGCAAGAAGCACCUGUGGGCUUGUUUUUUUUUCGGAUUUAAAUUAACUAAUUUUCCCAAAUGCGUUACAAAAAUAUAAAUUACGUAUACCUCGUAAUAAUUAUUUCACUAGCCGGAAUUCUGCUUUUCCAAAUAAUGCAUUAACAAAAAUAAAAUACAAAUAUUUUUUUGUAUUUAAAAAAAAAUAAUAGAGUGUGUGUUUAAAAAUUCGUUAAAUGUUACAUUACAAAAAUAUAAAUUGCAUAUGCUUCGCAAAAAUUAUUUUACAUAUUUAUUUUGUUUUAUUUUAUCACAAAAGAUUAAGAAAAAUAUACUGUAGAUAUUUUAAUGUAUAAUUAGUGACAAAAACAUAAUACGAUUGCUAGUUAAGAAAUUAGUGGAAUGUUAAAGCUGAUAUUGUUACAUUGCACAAAAAUAUAUUUCAACAUGAUAUAUUUCGAAUUUAUACAUGAUCGUGUUUGAUAAUAAUCAAGUCAUGUUGAAAUCUCCUUUCAACAAAGCAAUACCGCGUCUAACUGUCGGAGCUAUUCCGCAGGUUCAUUCAUAUAGCGUUCAUCUUCAUCAGAUAAAUCUGAAUUGUUCGAGGAUUCUGAACAAUUUGACAACUGUGUACCUCGACAAACCGAGAACAGAAACGUGAGUCGGACUAUUUCACUACCUCUAUGAUCGAUGAGAAGCUCCGGAUGCGGGGUCGUCGGACGCAGGUGAGUCCUGGAACAGCGGUUCUCAAUGUCGCUUUUUGUUCUCCAGAAUCGAUCGACUCUCUACCUCCUGUUAAACCCCAUAUCGCGAUAACAGAAUAUCCAGAUUAAAUCGGAAAUUGCAGAAUUGUCGACUAUAUUGUGACAUUUUAUUCAACUUUUGUCGCUUACACUGUAACUUUUCUAAAUUAAAAGUUCCAUUUAAAAAUAACGAUUAAAAAUAACAUCUUAUUUGUUUCUUGAAAAUAGAUUUCGAUAUAUCGCUUGAGUGUGAUCACAAGACAUAAUUAUCUUCGCAUCUGACGAUACGAUUUCAACCAUCACAAGAGGGAUUGUAUCCCAUUAGGUAAGCAGAAUCGAUCGACCCUUACGGAAGCUGCUCGGAAACCAACCAUCCCGCAGUUGUCUGUCAAGAUUUCGUGAUAAAGGAUGGCGCCUUCAGGACAACUGAAUCCAGUAGCGACACUGCGGAGCUGUUCUCCGGAAUAAAGUACGAAUGGUUGAAGAAACUUAAAAACAUUUCAGCCUUCUUGAUGCUUGAAAGUUUAGCUCAUCAAAACUUACAUUAACAUUCUACUUCUUCGAUAAACUUACAACCGUGAUGUGAUUGCCAUACAUUUAAUUCUAUUAAUAUAUCUGCUCGCGUAUUGAAUAAUAGUUCGAACAUCAUCUUUCUUUUUCGAAGAUCUUCUCUUUAAAUAUCAUAAAAUGAAAAAUAUAAAGUUACAUGUUUUCUGUAUCAAUAUCAACGAACACAUUAACUACAUCCCAUUUUAACGAAGCUUUAUUGAAGCAACACAAUGAAUUUUCAAAAUGUUACGUAUGAAUCUGCUCAUUACAGAGAAAAACUUUGGAAGAUAUUUUCAUUCAUAUCACAUGUCAUACGUACUCGAAAUGCAUGAUUUGCGAAACAAGUUUUCCGAUAAAUACUAUUUUCUUUUUCAUAAAAAGUUUCUAAAAUUGGAUAUGUUGAAUAUCAAUAUCAUACAAAUAGCAGUGUAUUAGUAAAAGUUACUAUUUAUACAUUAAUAUUUUUUAUAUUUUAUAUUGCAGACUAUCAACAAAAUAAUUUUGUAUCUCUGUAUUUCUGUAAGAGAGACCUGACAAACUAAGGUUUAAAAGGGCCAAAUCAGGGCUGCCUUAUUCAAAGCAUCGUCUGAUCUUUAAACUUGCGAAAUUUACCCAUUUCUUAGAGAUAUUAUAUUAGAGAAAUUCUUAAACUUGUUAACACGCCUCCCUCUCGCGCAUACAUUAAUGAAUGAUAAAAACCAGCAAAGGAAAUUAUUAGAAGUAAGCAAUAAUUACCGUGAAAGAUUUCAAGCUAUUAGAUAGAGUAAAAUCAAAUAGGACUCGGACUCGCGAAAUCAAUACAGCGUGACCAUGCUGCGCUUACAUGUUGCUCUUAUUUCCGGUGACACUUGGCAGAGCGGAAACAAUCGACGCACACGUUUUAAUCGUAAUUGAUAGUCAUAAUCAUAGCGGCGCGCGGCGUGGCGACUCUAUUCAGCAAUAUACGAUUUUAGAUAAAACAUUCAUUAACUAAGUCAUUAGUAGUUCCAUAAACAUAUUCUUAUUAUUUCUUUUAUAACAUCUAGCUACUUUAAAACUGUGGAAAAGAAAAUAGAAAAUAAUAUACACGUUUAUUCAAAAAAACCAAGCGCACACGUUCUCAAUUUUUACGGAUGAAGAAAGGGCAAUAGAAAGUUCUUAAACUUUCCGCAAGCUGGUAUCCCAAGAAGGAGAAAAACGGUCUAAAAAUACAGAAGAACUUAUUACAUUUUUUCCUUACAAAAUAACUAAUAGCAACGUUAGAAACUUUCUGAAUAAGAACAAGACGAAUUGCAACUUCAAUGACGGGUGCUGCUCGACAAGAAAGUGCAAACAGGGAUCGUUCAUACUGAAUUCUAUUCUGUCGUAUUUACAUUGCUAACGUUUAUUCCUGCUUUCACCGAUCUUCCAAGAAUGAUAGGCUUCCACAGCCAGUUUCGUUUUACUGCAUAAAAGAGCGUAAUAAUUGAUUAUUUCCGACGGAAAGUAUAUAUUUAGUACGAAAUCUAAUUAUAAUAUAAAGGUGUAAUUAACUGAAAAGGCAUUUCAUUGCUUUAUUUAAAAAAUAUCUGAUCGUUUUAUAUUUUUUGUGCAAAAUACUUGAUAAUUUUACAAUUUUGUUGACAUAAUUUUAUGGUACGAAAUUUUCAUUUGCCAUGUUAAACUUUCAGAAAUUAAUUUGUCACAGAGAGACGAACAGAGAAGUUACUUUCUGCUCCAGUUACGUAACAGAUGUUAUAAGCUAUUACUAUAUCGUGAAUAAAUAUUCUCGAAUAACAUUUGUUCAGAACCGUGUGUACUGAAUAUAGUAUAUUUACUGUCGUUUGAGUAAAAUAAAAUGUAUAAUACAUGCACACAUAUGUUGUGAUUAUAUUAUCCUGGCCAAUCUAUCCGAGCAAAUACAUAAACUUGUAUAGUUUGCUUAUAUACCCUUUAGUUCUAGAAAGUUAAUAUUCACAAUAUUAUUAUAGCAAUACAAAGUAACCCACAAAAGCAUUUUAUACAUGCUCAACACUUUGCUUGUAUUACUAUAAAUGAAAGAUGUCAUGUAACUUUAUAAAAAUUAUAAUAUUACCAAAAUGUAUAUUAAAAUAUACAAUUACUAGUAUUUGUAGCUUUCAAUUUGGCAAACGAUAGUAGUUGAAAAUUUGCUUAAAGGAAACAAAUAUUCGAAUAAAUGCGAACACUAAAUACAUAUUGUACGUUCCAUAAUAUUUAUCGAUACUAAUGGUAAAUUUAAUUCAAAGGAGAGAGACAUGUGUCAGAGCAAAUUGUUUAGCUACUCUAGCAUUAUAAGCUAAAUUUGUGAAAUUGUUUCAGAGAGAUUAAUGAACAUUUCUUUCUUAAAAAUGGAUGAAAAAACCAUUUGCAUCUGGUUUCUCUUGCUUCUCUCCGACAUUAAUUUCUACGUCCCGUGCACGCGCGCAUAGAUGUGCAGGUCAUGUGAAAGAAGGACGCGUUUGUUAAAAUAUAUGCUUCGCAUAAUGUAUGUCUUUCCAUUUUAUGUCCUUUGGGACAACAUCAUUGAAAUGUGCAUCAGAAAAAAACAUUCAUUCUAAGAGAAUUUUGUGAAAUAAAUUCAUUAAUUCUAUCAAAAAUGGAAAACCUAAGGAUUUGAUUGAUGUGUCGUUAUAGCGGAGAAAUUCUAUGUCGGAUUGAAACUGAGGAAGGUAAUUUGCAGAAAGACUAUAGUUUGCAUAUAUGUUCUUUGCUUUUGAUGCCAUGAAAACGAUAUCGGAAGCUUCAGGCAUCCGACUGAUACGUUUUAUUUGAUUGCACUGGUACUUAUAUGCAUAGGAAAGCGAGUAACAAAGAACAGCUCCCGAUAAAAUUAUUAAAUGAAGAAUGAGGACGAGAAUUAAAUGCAGCAGAUAAUAAUUCUGCCAUUUCAAAUAAUUAUCAUGAGAAACGUGCGAUUACUGUAAGCUUCAAAAAACGGUUUUGUGAUUCUCUGUAUUUCACUUGGUAAAUUUUACGCUGGAUUUUACAUCUCCGUUUAGGCCAUGCUCUCUUGGCUACUGCACAUAAUUGUUAAAAAUUACAGAAUUACGUAAGAAGUAUUCGAGCUUGUUUUCUCUCGGAUUUAAGUGAACUAUAAUUCUUCCAAAUGCGUUACAAGAAUAUAAAUUGCAUAUGCCUCGUAAUCGUUUUUUACUAAUCGCAAUUCUGCUUUCUUUUAUUAAACAUUAACAAAAAAGUAAGUAUUAACUUACCAAACUUUAAGAAAAAUAUUAACUUCUCAUUAAAAAGGAAAUUCAUAAAAUGUUACAGCUGGUAGAAAAUAUAUUUCAGAAUUACAUAUUUCGAAUUUGUACUUGAAUUUAUCAUGUUUUAAAAUCAGACUCCACGUUGAAAUCUUUUCCCCAUAACAAAGCAAUAACGCGUAUUUGACUGCCGCUUAGUGAAGCUAUGCGUACGUUCAUUCGUGUAGUGUUUAUCUUCAUCGGGUGGAUCUACUAUAGAUAGUUCGAUAAUUCUGAACAGUUUAACAAUUGUGUACAUCGAGAACAGAAUCGCGAGAAUAUUUCACUAUUUGUAAACUGAGAGAAAAAAAUUACUUGGUUGGAACAAAUAUGUCAUUAAUAUUAUUCAAAUAAAUAUUUUCAUAUCAAACCCAAUAAUAUUUACUGUGAACAAAUAAUAUUUAUUUGUUUGAUGUAAAUACUUAUUUAAAUAGUAACUGAUAAUUAUUUAUUUGAAAUAAGGAAUCUUUUUUGUCAGUAUAUGAUCGAUGAGAAGCUCCGGAUGCGGGGUCGUUGGACGCAGGUGAGUCCUAGAACAGCGGUUCUCAAUAUCGUUUUUUGACCGCCAGGAUCGAUCGACUCCCUACUUCCUGUUACACCCCAAGGUAUUGCGUUAGCAGUACAACCAGGUCAAAUCGAAAAAUCACAGAACUGUCGAUCAUAUCGUCACAUUUCAACUGACCUUUGUCGCUUGUUACUUUUAUAAAUUAGUAGAUUAAAAAAACCAAUGAACGUGAUAAUAUCUUGCCCGUUUCGGGAAUUAGUAAAUCUCGAUAUAUCGCUUUAAGUAUGAUACGGCGACAUAAUUAUCUCCACAGGCGACUCGAUUUCAUCAUAAGCCGGAUUGCAUUCCAUUAGGUAGGGAGAAUCGAUCGACCCCUACCUUGCAAACUAAGCACCUCACGCCGUCUAUCAAGAUUUCGUAAUAAAGAAGGAUAGCGUUUCCGGGACAACUGAAUCCAGCAGCGACAUUGCGGAGCUCUUCUUCGUAAUGAAGAAUGUACGAAUGUUUGAAGAAACUUGAGAAAACUCCCGUCUCCUUAAAGUUCAAGCAUUCGGCUCAUCACGGAGCUUAUCUCGGUGUUCUACUAUUCUUUUUUUCUACUUUCAAUUAUGACGUGAUUGCCAUUAAUACGUUCUACUUGUAUAGAAUUUAACGUAUUGAACAACAGUUGGGGAUGCCAUUUUUAACUUUCGAAAAUCCUCUUUUCAGAAAUAUUGCGAAAUAAAAAAUAUAAAUUUACAUUUUCUCAAAUAUCAACGAACGUUGCAUUAGCUUCAUCCCGUCAGUUUUGAAACUAUGUUGCGGCAGCGCAAUGAAAUCCCCGACAAAAUGCUACGGACGAAUUCGCUCGUUGCAUAGAAAAAAAUUUUUGGAUGCAUUUUAUUUAUAUCACAUGUCAUAUAUACGUUCGAAAUGCACGCCCUGCGAAAACAAGUUUACUAAUAAAAACUUUAUUUCCCACGAAAAACAAAAGUUGUAGAAUAAUAUAAGAAUGGCAAUGCGUUAAUAACUUAUCAUUUAUACAUUAAUAUUAUCUUAUAUUUUAUAUUACAGCUUAUAUGUCGCGCAACAAUCUGUAUCUCUGUACGUUUAAAGAAGAUCUGUCAAAGUGAGAUUUAAAAGGUCCAGAUUAGGGCUGCAUUAUUCAGGACAUCGCCUGACCGUUUAAGAGAGCCCUUUAACUUGCAUCAUAAAAAAAGAUGUCUCUGCAGUAUUAUCAGCACGUACAAGACUUUCGAAGUAUCUGGAGCCGAGCCAACGUCACCUAGGAUGCAGUUUCGCAUCUGUUCGCUAUCGAUCGAAAGGUCACUCAACUAGGUACCUUCGUAAUGGGUUAUGACGCUCCCGGGGAUACGCCACAUUGACUGACGGUUACUUCAUCCUAAUUGGAUAAAAACCGUGCACAAUUCCCUUGUCUUAGAAUGAUGGAUGCAGCAACGGAAGAGAUAGGAUUUUAGCAUUGGGCAUUGAUUCGCAACACUCAAAAUCAUAUUUUUAACGUAAAUGUCUACACACAAUAGAUUUACAGUACAAAUUAGUAUAUAUUUCUUGUUACAGAAGUUAUACGAUUAAUAAAUAAUUUUCCUAAAGUGGAAGAACCGUUUAAAUUCUACAUGCAAAAUUAAACUAUGUAAGGAUGAAGUCAACACUGUUUGUCGACAUUAUUUCUCAAGUCAAGUUUACAACUGAUACGCAAUUCGAAUGAAUAAACAUUACCUUAUCGCUUUGAUAUUGAAUAUUUCCCCAAAAUAAAUCCCGUCUAUAAAGUCUUAUAUAAAAAUUCUACUUCUUGUAUCUUGAAUCUUUUCAGUAUUGUAGAUACUAUCGAUACUUCCACGAAGUGUAUAAAACAAAUAUACUAGGAAAAUCUGUUAAUUAUAUCUCGGUGAUGCAAUCUUGAUAACUUAAUAUAAUUUAUAUUUAGUAUAAGAAUUUAUCCAAUAUAUAAGCAUCAGUCAAUCAAAAUGAUAAGCUUCCCCGCGUCCAACAUUCAUCAAUAUUUAACAUAUGAUUGAAAUGUAUAUUACAUACAAAAAUUUGCAAAGAAAAUUAUUAGGAUAUUUAAAAAAAUACGAUAAUUCUCUAAGAUUCUUUAAGAUAAGACUCUCUAAGAAUUCUAUAGAGAGCAAGGAAAAAGAAAAAGAAAUAUUCACGUAAGAUGUAUAUAAUUAUUCAUAAGCAAACCUUUAAAAUAAUUUAGAAGCUUAGACGCGAAAAACACUUCAUUGUUAAUAAAUAAUAAUUAGUUUAUUCAUAUUCAAGUAAAAUAUAAAAAAUAUUUCGGUUUUAUUUUUUAAUUACUCUUAAUAUCUAAAUCAAAGUUUAUACAUAAAUAUAAAUAUAUAUAUACAUAUAUAUAAUUAUUUACUUCCUAGAUAUAUCAUAUCAGAAAAUUCCUUAGGUAUGAUACGCGUGUCUGUCUCACAAAAAUAUUGAUAAACAAGAACGUAUGGUAAAACCAGGUAAAACCAGAAGCAAUCAGUAAUUAAAUUUACUUAUCUAAUCUGAAACGCAUAGACACAUUUGUUAUGUCCAACGACCCAUUAGAACGUGUGCACUUAUCACCAUAUAAGUAUAUAAAUUGUUCGUAUUCGAUCAAAUGUACGUUAUUGCUGGCGUCUAAGAUGUUAUCUUUAGUUUUGUUUUUCCUUGGUGUGGCAUCUAUUUGCCAAUCCGCCGUAGUACAGAAGUUUGACUCGCGUAUCAUAAAUGGUGAGAAUGUAGCGCCGGGUGAAAUACCGUAUCAGGUCUCUCUGCAGAAGACAAGCGAUAGCUUUCAUUUUUGUGGCGGAUCUAUCAUUAAUCCAAAUUUCAUUGUUACUGCUGCCCAUUGUGUCGAGGACAAGCUCCCUGUAGACAUAAAAAUUGUUGCUGGAACUGUAAAUCUAGACCAUCCACGUGUAACGCGUACGGUUAAACAGAUUAUUAUUCAUAAAAAAUACGAUUCUACUAAUUCAUGGCUCAAUGAUAUCUCAUUGAUUAGGGUGUUUACUCCUUUUAUUCCAUCGAACGACAUUGGAUUCGCAACUCUGCCUAAACAAGAUGAAAUUGUCCAGGAAGAAGCUACGGCCAGAGUCUCAGGAUUUGGAAGAUUAUCGUCAAAUGGACCUGGAUCCAGAAUUUUACAAAAAGCUAUUAUUUACAUAGCAAAACAGGAAUAUUGCAAUGAAAUGUAUAACGGUAAUAUUUAUAAUACCCACAUUUGUGCCAACAAUCCGAACAUCAGCCAAGGGUCUUGCAAGGGUGACUCGGGCGGUCCAUUGAUCGUUAAUGGAAAACUUGUCGGGCUCGUAUCAUGGGCGAAAGGUUGUUCCCUUACUGACUAUCCGACUGUGUACACCCGUGUACCUUCGUACAUCGACUGGAUCAAGGAGAAUGCCAUAUAAAUUCAAUUGAUAUUCAUUAUUCGUAUAGACUGACGACUGUCAAUUCAUACAAGCAUACCGAACAUAUUAGGUUACUUUCAUGUUUCUUUUUCUAUUUUAUUUCAUUAUGCCAUGGACAAUGGCUUUAUUAUCUCACACAGACAAAAUGUAUUACUGUAUCAGAUUAUAAUAUACCUUGCUAAAUUCAUUGCUAAUAUGAUAAAAGCUAUUGGUGUAGAUAUACAAAGAAGUAGUUACAUUUAUAUCAGAAGCAGUAAUUAAGCAAGAUAUUUGUAAUACAAGCACAUUUGCAUUGUCGCGCUAUAAAUAUGCAAUACAAUUUUCUAAUUUCUAUUUUAUUAGAGUUCUAAAGUUUACUGCGGCCUAUCCUUUUUCACUAGCUUAUAUUUCAUAUAGCUAUGUAUUUAUAAAUUAGAAAAAUCAAAUAAUAUGUAAAAUGUUCUAGAAUUAAAGAAAUGAGCGCUUAGAAUAAUAAAGUAUAAAAAUGCUGAAUACUAUAAAAUCAAAUAAAUAGAAUGUAAAUAGAUUUUUUAUCUGUCGUUAUAUUUAAAUUAUAUGUACUUAAAAUUUGUACGUAAGUAUCUGCAAAUUAUGCACAAAUAAAAAAUGUAUAAUCUAAUAUAAUAUUAAUACAAUAUAAUAUUAAUAUUAGUACAAUAUAAUAUUAAAAUACUUAAUUCUGUCUUUUUAUGAUUAAACAUCUGUCUAACUCAAACGAUUAGCUCGGAUAAGAACAACAAAUCGUCCAGAUUAUCUUAUGUUUUUGUUUUUGUCCCAAGAAAUUAAAUCAGAUCGUAAAAAAAAAAACAAAA